Molecule: messenger RNA, 2135 nt
Organism: Ceratotherium simum simum (southern white rhinoceros)
Lineage: Eukaryota; Metazoa; Chordata; Mammalia; Perissodactyla; Rhinocerotidae
Gene: IL10RA
Product: interleukin 10 receptor subunit alpha
Biological process (GO): cytokine-mediated signaling pathway
Cellular component (GO): plasma membrane
Molecular function (GO): interleukin-10 receptor activity; protein binding
Source: RefSeq, a predicted model, not a curated record
UCGCAGUUUGGCGGAGCCGUGGCUAGAGGCGCGCAGCCUGGCUUGGGCUCCCUGUCCGGCUCCGGAGGAUGCGGCGCGCCCAGGAUGCUACUGCGCCUGCUAGUGCCGCUGGCGGCGCUCCUCAGCCUGCGCCUCGGCCCCCGCGCGCACGGACUGCCCAGCCCUCCAUCUGUGUGGUUUGAAGCAGAAUUUUUCCACCACAUUCUCCACUGGACACUCAUCCCAAAUCAGUCUGAGAGUACCUACUAUGAAGUGGAGCUCCUGAGGUAUGGAGAAGAGUCCUGGAAGUCCAUCCCCAGCUGUAACCAGACCCUGGUGCUGUCCUGUGAUCUCACCAUGGUGACCCUGGACCUGUACCGCAGCAAUGGUUACCGAGCCAGAGUCCGGGCAGUGGACGGAAGCCAGCACUCCAACUGGACCAUCACCAACACUCGCUUCUCUGUGGAUGAAGUGACUCUGACAGUUGGCAGCGUGAAGCUCGAGAUGCUCAAGGACAUCAUCCUUGGGACCAUCCAGCCCCCCAGGCCCAAGGUGGCCCCUGCAGGCGACACAUACGAAAGUAUCUUCCAACACUUCCGCGAGUAUGAGAUUGACGUUCGCAAGGGACACUCUGCGUUCCUAAACAAGAAGGUACAACAUGAAAACUUCAGCUUCUCAGCCACUGGAAAAGUGGGAGAGUUCUGUGUCAGGGUGAAACCAUAUGUCAGCUCCCGACUGAACAAGGGUAUAUGGUCAGAGGAGGCGUGCAUCGUGGUCACCCCUCAGUAUUUCACCGUGACCAACUUCAGCAUCUUCUUCGCCUUCCUCCUGCUGCUCUGUGGAGCCCUGGCCUACUGCCUGGCCCUCCAGCUGUACGUGCGGCGCCGGGGAAAGCUGCCCGCCGUCCUGGUCUUCGAAAAGCCCAGUCCCUUCAGCCUCAUCAGCCAGCUUCCCUGCCCAGAGACCCAUGACACCAUCUAUCCCCUCGACGAGGAGGCCUUCCCCAAGGUGUCCCCAGAGCUGAGGAACUCGGAGCUGCACGGCAGCACGGACAGUGGCUUUGACAGUGCCAAGCCAUCCCUGCAGACUGAAGAGCCCCAGUUCCUCCUCCCUGCUCCCCACCCCCAGGCCGAGGAGGCUCUGGGAAAGGGGGUGCCCCCCGAGCUGGAGAACAGCUGCAGUAGCGGCAGCAGUAGCAGUACGGACAGCGGGAUCUGCUUGCAGGAGCCCAGCCUGAGUCCUGGCACAGGGCCCAACUGGGAGCAGCGGGAGGGGAACAACAGCCAGGGCCAGGAUGACAGUGGCAUUGGCCUAGUCCAAAACUCUGAGGGGCGGCCUGGGGAGACACAGGGUAGCUCAGCCUUGGGCCAUGUCAGUUCCCCGAGACCUGAGGUGUCUGGGGAAGAAGAACCAGCUGCGGUGGCAUUCCAGGGCUACAUGAAGCAGACCAGAUGCACAGAGGAGAAGGAAGCCAAGGCAGGCUGCCUGGAGGAAGAGUCCUCCUCAACAGAUGGCCUUGGCCCCAAAUUCAGGACGUGCCUGGAUGCUGAGGCAGGCUGGCCUCCACCAGCACUGGCCAAGGGCUAUUUGAAACAGGACUCCCCAGGAAUGACUCUUGCUCCCUCAGGGGCCCCAGCUGGACAGUGGAACCAACCAACUGAGGAAUGGUCACUCCUGGGCUUGACCAGCUGUGGUGACCUCGGAACAUCUGACUGGAGCUUUGCCCAUGAUCUUGCCCCUCUGGACUGUGUGGCAGCCCCGGGCGGUCUCCUGGGCACGUUUGACUCAGACCUGGUCACCCUGCCGCUGAUCUCCAGUCUGCACUCGAGUGAGUGACUCAGGCUAAGGGGCUGCUUUUGAUUUUAGCCAUCCCUGGACCAGGAAGAGGGGCCCCAGGGGUCAGAAGUGAAACACGAGGCCAGCCUGGGCACUCUUCUGCAAGCCCAGUGAUGCCAGCCUUAGCCAGGCCUGGCAUGGCUGGCUAGGGUGCCAGGGGCAGGAGGAGGCUGUCUCGCUAAACCAGCACAGCGCACGUGGGUGGCAUUGGCCUAUUCUGCAGACAGGGCCCUGCAGACUCUGGCAGAGCUGAGAAGGGCACGGCAGAGACCUCCUCCCUCCUUGGGACUCUUCCUGUUUUGUAAAGGAUUAUUUGCUCA